ACUCGUGUUGCCUUGGAAACGAGAAGCUUGUUGGUCUCAAACAACAGCAAAGAAAACGAUUAAAACUACAACAAACAAGAAAAAUUGCUUUUUAUUACAAGAAGCAGCUCAUUACCGACUCCACAAACUCAUAAACGACAAAAAACACAUCGCAAAGCGCUGUUAAGUGUGUAUUUUUAUCGUUUUUGACACGAUCUCGGACAGAUGAGCAGGUUAUUAUGUGUUGGCAGCUCCUCAAAACUCCCAGCAAAGGGUGGAGUACCUGUGAAAGUAGGAGUCCUCAGCUCAAGAGAACCACCAAUAAACAAAUCAGGUCACUCAAAACCCAGGUCACCUAAAUCGCAGUCAAGCACACAGCCAGAGGGGAAGCAACCUUCAGUAAUUUCUGAUAGAGGACAGGUAAAAGUCAACUCCAGCAGGAGCGAAGCAGGUGCUGUUUUACAGGCUCCGUCCCAAGCAGACGAAACCACGCAUGGAGAAAAAAAAUUAGCAAAACAUGCGUCUCCUGUUGGUGCAGAAGUACAGAUUGUUAGUGCAGAGUUUGUGGAGAAGAUGCACCAGGAUGGACCUAUACUGAAGGUGCCCCAAUACCUAGGCGUGCUAGAAUGUCAAAAUAGUCAGGGCACAAGUGAGGAAGAGAGUGGAGAUGAUGAAGAGUGCAGAGAAGAUGAAGAAACAGCUGAACAUCGUGCUCCCAUUGAGCUGCUUGCGGAGUUCCUAAAGGCUGUGAUGGGAAAGGAUUACCCUCUUGCAAAGAAACUCUGUCAAAUGAUUCUUAUUUAUGAACCAGAAAACCUAGAGGCUAAGCACUUUCUCCCCCUGAUUGAAGAGAGGAUACUGAUAGAAGAAGCACAGGAAGGAUCUAGCAGUGAAGACAAAUCUGAUGAAACUGAUGAAGAGAGCACCGAUGAUGACGGUGAUGAUGAUGACGACGAUGAUGAUGAUGAAGACUCAAGCAGCUGUGAUUCUGAUGAAGAGCUCACUGGCAGUAAUUCAUCAUCAUCUGAUGAAAAGGAAGAACACAUCAGCGAGUGCAGCAGAGCACCUCUUCCUCCACAGCUGUGAAGACUGUGCAGUUAUGAGUAUUUUGUAAUCAGCUUUUUGGG
Colossoma macropomum (tambaqui) is the source of this 1106-nucleotide messenger RNA. It is a transcript of the gene erich2, whose product is annotated as glutamate-rich 2. The record is from RefSeq and is a predicted model, not a curated record. Bases 205 to 1065 code for a protein of 286 amino acids. Lineage: Eukaryota; Metazoa; Chordata; Actinopteri; Characiformes; Serrasalmidae. The transcript is spliced from 10 exons.